Messenger RNA from Aegilops tauschii subsp. strangulata, 2835 nucleotides. RefSeq names its product receptor-like serine/threonine-protein kinase SD1-8. Gene Ontology annotation, biological process: recognition of pollen; protein phosphorylation. Gene Ontology annotation, molecular function: protein serine/threonine kinase activity; ATP binding. Lineage: Eukaryota; Viridiplantae; Streptophyta; Magnoliopsida; Poales; Poaceae. The record is from RefSeq and is a predicted model, not a curated record.
CGUUUCUAUUUUUAUACUACGGAGUAGUUUCCAACAUAAUCAUACUACUCCUACAGAACUUGUGAAGAAAUCCACACACUCCACAGCUACAUUCCCUGACUCCCGGCGAAGCUGCGGCCUUCCGUAUUCAGCCCGCCGGGAGAUCAUGGGCCAGAGCCACCGCCGACUCUUGCUCGUAUCUUUGUCCGUGCUGCUUCUCACAGCCACGCCCGUCGCCGCCGACAGCACGUUGACACAGCGGAGUGCCAUCGCCGCCGACCAGAGGCUGGUCUCGCCGGGAGACGUCUUCCAGCUCGGCCUCUUCCCCGUCGCCAACGGCACCAAGUGGUUCCUCGGCAUAUGGUUCACCGUCUCCCCGGCCGCCGUCAUCUGGGUCGCCAACCGCGACCGCCCGCUCAACGCCUCGUCCUCCGGCAUCCUCGCGCUCAGCGGCCGAGGAGACCUCGUGCUCCUCGACGCCGCGAGGGACAACGAGACCGUCUGGUCGUCCAACUCCUCGUCCGCGACGGUAGCGCAGCUCCGCGACAACGGCAACCUGGUGCUCGCGGACGCGGCCGGCGCCGUGGUGUGGCAGAGCUUCGAGCACCCGACCAACACGUUCGUGGCGGAGAUGCGGUGCGGGAAGGACCUGAGGACCGGCGCGCUGUGGGCCCUCUCGUCGUGGCGCGGCGCCGACGACCCGUCGCCCGGGGACUUCCGCUACGUGAUGGACACCAGCAGCGGCUCGCCGGAGCUGCACGUCUGGGGCAAGGGGCGCAAGACGUACCGAACCGGGCCGUGGAACGGGAUGCGGUUCAGCGGCAUCCCGGAGAUGACCGCCUUCGAGGACAUGUUCGAGUUCCGGUUCACCAACACCACCGACGAGGUCUCCUACGUGUUCCGCGACCGCGCCGGCUCGCCGGUGUCCCGCGUCGUCCUGAACGAGACCGGCGUCAUGCAGCGCAUGGUCUGGGACCAAGCGGCGGUGACGUGGAGCGUCUUCUGGUCGGGGCCGCGCGACCAGUGCGAUCGCUACGGCCUGUGCGGCGCCUUCGGCGUCUGCAACGUGGUGGACGCCGUGGUGUGCGGCUGCGUCCGAGGGUUCCGGCCCAGCUCGCCGGCGGAGUGGCGCAUGCGGAACGCGUCCGGCGGGUGCGCCCGCAGCACGCCGCUACAGUGCGGCUUGGGUGGUGGUGACGGGUUCUAUGCCCUGCGCGGCGUGAAGCUGCCGGAGACGCACGGCAGCAGCGUGGACGCCAGCGCCUCGCUUGAGGAGUGCGGCCGGAGGUGCCUGGCCAACUGCUCGUGCACGGCAUACGCCGCGUCGGAUAUCCGUGGUGGUGGAGGCGGGAGCGGAUGCAUUCAGUGGUUCGGCGAGCUGAUGGACACGCGGUUCGUCGACGGCGGCCAGGAUCUCUUCGUCAGGCUGGCAAUGUCUGACCUAGAUACAACCAAGAGCAAGAAGUUUCUCACCGUCAUCGCAGCGGUGAUAGCGGGGUUCGCAUUGCUUCUGCUGUCACUUAGCUUCCUGAUCUGGAGAAAGUUCCAGCGCCGCAGGAUGGGAGUCGCCGUGUUUGAUGACAUCAUGAGGGGCGAGUGUCCAACGUACCUCCUCGAAACCAUUAGGGCCUCCACCGACGGGUUCCGCCCUGAGAACGAGAUCGGGCGCGGUGGCUUCGGCAUUGUGUACAAGGGUCAAAUGCCAGACGGCCAAGAGGUUGCAGUGAAGAGGCUCUCAGCGGAGAACAGAGUGCAAGGCCUGAAAGAGUUCAAGAACGAGGUGGACCUGAUCGCCAAGCUGCAGCACCGCAACCUGGUACGCCUGCUCGGCUGCUGCAUCCACUGCUUGGACAGGAUACUUGUCUACGAAUACAUGAGCAACAAGAGCUUGGACACCUUUAUUUUUGAUCCAAGGAGGCGCGCCACUUUGAGCUGGAAGGCCAGGAUGGACAUCAUCCUCGGAGUUGCCAGAGGGCUUGUCUACCUUCAUCAGGACUCAAGGCACACAAUGAUCCACCGAGAUCUCAAGGCGGCCAACGUUCUCCUUAAUGAGGAGAUGGUCGCCAAGAUAUCGGAUUUUGGAAUUGCGAAGCUGUUCAGCAGCAGCGGAGACAACAGUCAGGACUCCACCAUCACAGAAAGGAUUGUUGGGACAUAUGGUUACAUGUCACCGGAGUAUGCCAUGGACGGCAUGGUAUCAUUCAUGCAGGAUGUGUACAGCUUCGGUGUGCUGUUGCUGGAGAUCGUCAGUGGCAGGAGGAACCAACGAAGUUUCAACCUCAUAGCUCAUGCAUGGAAUCUGUAUGAAGAAAACAGGAGCCUCGAGCUCCUUGACCCAGCUGUGCGUGGCGGCUGUUCCCCAGCAGAGCUAGAGCAUGUUAAGACGUGGAUCCAGGUAGGGCUACUGUGCGUUCAGGAGAGCCCAAGCCAACGGCCGCAAAUGGCUGCAGUAAUCCCCAUGUUGUCGCACCAACAGGCGCCAGGGCGGCCACUUCGGCCGGUUGUCUGCAUGCCGGCGAGAACUCCGGUGGACCUUCUCAACAUGGAGGAGAACACAUCUAGCAAUGAGUUGACCAUCACGAACCUCGAAGGCCGGUAGCAACUAGCAAGAAUGCAUGGAUGGAAGGAUGCCGGGCAAGCUGGAACCUAAGAUUGAAGACCUUACUGACGACUUUUUGUAUGUAAUUGGGUAGGACGGGUGCAUUCAAGCCAUCUCAUGCUUCUGCAAAAGUGUGACCUCUUAAUUAACACACCUCUGUAAAAAAACACCUAUGUAAUUCAUGGAGACUGAGAACAAAUUCAAGAUUUGAAAAAAAUUCAAAUGAACUGCAUUUGCAUGUGUACAAAUAUUAGGCA